Molecule: messenger RNA, 4816 nt
Organism: Symsagittifera roscoffensis
Lineage: Eukaryota; Metazoa; Xenacoelomorpha; Acoela; Convolutidae
Product: calcium-dependent secretion activator 1-like
Exons: 30
Coding region: 106-4218 (1370 amino acids)
Biological process (GO): synaptic vesicle exocytosis; dense core granule exocytosis
Source: RefSeq, a predicted model, not a curated record
UAAUUGUUGUGAUAAACUUAUUAAAUAGGUUAGAAAUAGAUUUAAAUAGGUCCUUUCAGACGCAAUUUCAAUUCGCAGUUCCAAUCCACUGCGUCGAAUGCCAAGAUGAUCGAAGUCUCUUCAGAAGAAGACGAGUCUGAGACCGAGACCGACUAUUUCUAUCAACCAGACAGUCGUGGUCUCUGUCUCCCUCCGGGCUAUGUAUUGCCCCCGGGUAGAAGAGCGGCCGACAACAGAUCAGCAUCGCACACUCACCUGGCGCCAGUGUCGCCUCUGUCUCAGAAGCCGAGGAAUAGUACUGUGAACAAUUCUGGACUAUCGGCGUCUGCAGCUAUCAGUCCGUCCAAGUCGGGGCCAUCUAAAGAUUCUACGGAUGGAAUGCACUCUCGGAAGAACAGCUCAACAGCACUGAAGAUGGGGAGGUCUCCCAGUCCUACUCCCUCUUUGGAGGCUGCUGAAGAGAAGAUACCAAUGAGUCCAGCUGAUGAAGAACAAAACAGGCAUGACAGGUACCAACUAUACGUCGUGGUUUUGCGCGCCAUAGCGUACCCCUUCAAUGCGAAGCAGCCGACUGACAUGGCAAGGAGACAGCUGAAGAUGAGUGUGAGUCAGCUGGACCACAAUCGGAAGAGGUUCCUCAUGUUCCUGAAGAACGAGAUGCCACAGAUACAGAGUGACGAGGCAUUCUUCAAUGCUGUCAAUCACUAUAACGACACAUUCCUCAAGAGCAGCAGAAUAGAAAAGCUCGUGAAGUGUGGUGGCAUCUCGGCGCAUGACUUCCGGGAGGUGUUUAAGAAAAUGAUAGAGAAAAGAGUAGCUUCUUUGCCCGACAUCGAAGGACUCAGCAAAGAGACAGUUCUAAACUCAUGGCUGACCAAAUAUGACGUCAUCACAAGAGGGGAGGAGGGAAGCAAAAUGGCGACGAGGUUGACCGCUCCUCUGUCAGAGACAGCACUGGGCAAAGAGGAGUUGUACAAUAUGUUUCAAGGGGUGUUGGGGAUCAAGAGAUACGAGCACCAGCAGUUAUACAGUCUGAUGCAGUUGGACAGUGCGGACGAACAGAGUUCGGUGAUCAGAAAGGAGUUGAAUGCGCGCAAGCAAUAUGCAGAGGGACUAGCCAAGACGAAGAAGCUGCCGAAGUUUUUGCACAAGGGCAUGGACCAGAUGUUCAUGGAGGAGAUUAACAGCCAGAUCCAGAUGCUCAUGCACAACCUGGACUGUCUCCCAGUCUCCUCGGCUAGAGGGGCUAUGUCCUCAUCUGCCACAGGGAGACCCUCGGGUUUCUCAACCGUACUAAGGACCAAAAAGACUCCAAAUGCCCUUCUGGACGGGACAGGAGAGCAAGACGUGCGACUGUGCAAGAGUGAUAUUGCACUGUCGUUCUACGUGGAGGUGACUGUAGUUGAAGUGCAGAACCUGAAGAAUGUGAAUGGGGGCAAGAUAGUGUUCUGCACCAUGGAGUUGGAGGGAGACAAGAGGCUGCAGACUGACCACGCGGAGGCCAACAAACCCCAAUGGGACACGCUGGGUGAGUUCACGACUAGUCAGCCACUGCCGGUGCUGAAGGUGCGUCUCUUCACAGAAGCCACUCAGUUCUACCAGUUGGACGACAAGGAGCUCGGAAGAGUGGUAUUGACGAUUAACCCGAACUUCAACAGCAACAAAACUCAGCAGUGGUUUGACAUGGAGGAGCCGGGAGGGGGAGGGGGCAAGAAGAAGAAAGAGGAACAAGACACGGUUGAGCAACUGAAGGUCAAGCUGAAGAUUCUCAUGGACAGACCCCAGAACAUCAAGAACUGCGGGUACCUGUGGUCUCAAGGAAAAGACCAACUGUGGGCCAAACUGAAGAAGCGUUUCAUGGUUCUCAUCCAAGUCAGUCAAUACACAUUCGCCCUGUGCUACUAUCGCAAGAAGAAGUCGGAACCCUCGGAUAUCCUUCAGCUAGAUGGAUUCACAGUCGACUAUUCCGAGCCCAAAGAAGGCCAAUCCCCAAAACUGUUUUACUUCAACGCUGUAAAGGAAGGCCAAUCGGCAGACUUCGCUGCUGAAAAUGAGAAUGAGCGAACCGGGUGGAUAACUGCUUUGGUGCGAGCCACAGGGCAGAGCUAUAGACCAGAACCUCCAACCAGGGUUAAAUCGCAGCAGAUAAAGUCAAGUGACAGUGCCAAAUUCACCCAGUUUAUAAAUGCCAGUGUGGAAACCAUUGAUCAUCAUGUGAUGUUCAGGAAACUGCAGAGUUUGACCUUGAAUUACAGACUGAGCGACACGUAUUGUAGCCUAGGCUGGUUAUCUCCGGCGCAGGUGUUCUUGCUGGACGAGUACUGUGCUAGAUAUGGAGUGCGUGGCUGCCAUAGACACCUUUGCUACCUACAGGACCUCAUGGACAAGGCCAGAGUAGGAUACCUCAUCGAUCCAACCCUCAUACACUACUCGUUCGCAUUCUGCGCGUCACACAUACAUGGAAACAGACCGGAUGCGAUUGGGACAGUGACUGUGGACGAGAAAGAGAGAUUUGAGAACUUGAAAGAGUCCCUCAGAGAGUAUCUGGAGAAACAAGUCACCAAUUUCAGGUACUGCUUUCCAUUCGGCCGACCAGAAGGAUCCCUGAAAGCUACGGUGUCUCUGUUGGAGAGGGUAAUUCGCGAAGCUCACACAGAGGUGUUGAUGAAGGAUGUCGUGACCCCCGCCCCGCCCGAAGAGGUGUGCAAAGUGGUGAAGAAGUGUCUGGAAGGAUCUGCGCUGGUUAAUUACACAAAGAUAUCGGACUACGCCGAAGUCGAAGAUCCCUUGAACACGGACGAGCCCACUCCCAGACAGAGACUGGAAAGGGUGAUCCGAUUGGCGGAACUGUGCUGCGAGGUGCUCACCCAGAACGACGAAUACCACGCAGAGGAAAUGCGCAACUCCCAGGCCUUCUGUUGGUUCGAGGGUGCCAUGGCCGAGCACUCGGAGAUGUUCUGGAGCAUGUUUCUGGUGGACAUGAAUGCUGCUCUGGAGGUGCAGCCGCCCGACUCCUGGGACUCAUUCGAACUGUUCCAGGUGCUCAAUAACUGGCUGCAGACCAGCAACAUGCUGCGCAAUGGGAAGUUCCACACUCAGAUGUGUGACCUGUUUGCUCCUCAGCUGAUCAGAUAUGUGGACCUGAUGGAGACCUCGAUUGCACAGUCCACUCAGAAGGACUUCGACAAGGAGAAGUGGAUCACUCCUGAUGAACGUCGCAACCAGCACAAGGGCGAGACUUUGGGAGUGGAGCCGAGAGGUGCGAUUGCGAGUGACAACCUCAUCCACAAGCUAUGUGCUCUGCAGGACUUCAUGCACGACAUCAACUGGCCCGAUCUGGAGUUCAGAGACCACCUGGACCAGAGGCUGAAGCUGCUGGCUGCUGAUAUGGUGGAACAAGCAGUGCGAAAGACAAAGACGCAUUUCGACAACCACAUCGCGAAGGGAGGAACAGGCACUGGCUAUCUCAUCCCCAACAGCAUCUGUGUCAUGAUCAACUGUCUACUCGACUGCGAUGAUAAGGCCGACAAGCUGACGCGUGGACGUCAAGACUCAAACCAAUACCAUGCACAAGUGCCAGAACUAAUUAGGACCACUCUUGGUGAAUGCAAAGUGGCCGUCGCAGAAAAGCUGGAUCUGAUACUGGAGAGUACUCUGUCUUCUCUGGCCAGAUACGACGAGUCCAAUGUGCUCUCUUCCGUGUUCACUUUCACCACCAACAUCAAAUCUAAAUUCUCGCUUCCCGCUUUCUCCAAACCACAAGCUAAACCGGGACAGGAUCAGUCUCAGAAGCAGCAGCCGACUGCUGGCCAGGACUUGGCCCAGCCUUACAUGACAUUCGUGAGGAAGAAUCAGCAGAAGUUGCACGAGCUACUCAUCGACGAAGACUACGUCCUAGAAAUAUUCAUUUUGUGGUACAAGAAGCUGAUGAAAAUGGUCAGCUCUUGGCUGUGUGAAAGAGCGUCCCAGCAGUUGCAUAUAUUCCAACUCAUUACACUGUCUACUAUUCUCAAAAAAACGUACAAGUCGUUCCUGCUGGAAGGAGUGAUGGAGAGUGAAUUGGAGAGUGGGGACUACGAGGCUGCCAAGAAGAGACUGACGUGUGAGGAGACCACUGCUCUCAUGAGUGAAAAUGCCUCCUUCAUCACAGAGCGCAUGAACGACUCAGACGGAGGGGGAGGGGCUGACGACUACGACGAAGACGACGACGACUACUAACUCAGCAUACGAUCUCAUUCUUCUUACUUUUCCGCUGCAUUUGUUGAAAUUUGAUUGCCAGUCGAAAUUGGAUUACAAGUUGAAUUGCAGCAAAUAAUUUAUUUGACAGAAUAAAAGCCUAUUGAGACUCGUUAAGUUUAUUUACUUGGAUUUUAUGGAAAAAAGCCAGCCAUAAGUGAUGGUCUAAAAGGGUCAACAAUUUGAACCGAAGUCCAAAUUUUUCGUUUCAUCUCUUGUUAACUUUGCUUUGCAUUUUCAUCGCAGUAUUAUUGUGUUGCUUCAUUGUAAAAUUGUUGCUUCCGAGAUUGUCCUUCCUUUAAAAUUCCCAAAUACGUUGCUGCCUGUAUCAUAAUUAGUCUCAGUAAUAAACCCCAUUCACUACCUACCAAAUUCGCUGCUUAAAAUGUCGUCACUUCAGUGCUCUAAAGUUUGCUCCAGAUUCAGAGUUAUUCAUUGUUAAUAUUUAUUAGUAGAUUAAUAUUGAAUGCAGAAUUUAAGAGAAAUUUACAACAUUUUGCAACAAAUUCAAUCAUCUUUUCAUCCCGUGGGUGCAGUAUUGUAUGAUGGAAUCUAUGAAUAUCCGCGUUUUGGGAAUUCA